Lentinula edodes (shiitake mushroom) is the source of this 237-nucleotide messenger RNA. RefSeq lists its product as uncharacterized. Lineage: Eukaryota; Fungi; Basidiomycota; Agaricomycetes; Agaricales; Omphalotaceae. The transcript is spliced from 3 exons. The annotation marks the transcript as partial. The record is from RefSeq and is a predicted model, not a curated record.
GGACAGGAUACCUUAUUGCUUUAUAUUGAUAUUGCAAGGAAUCUGGGUGCUCGGGUUGUCAAGAGAAUUGGGCCACAGUGUACGCAUGUUGUCUAUAUGUCUGGUCAUGAGAAGACUGUGAAGCAGUAUUUGUUCCUCAUAUAUAUUAGACUGAAAGUGAUCGGAGCAUCUGGGCUCAGAGACUGCAAACAAGUGGCUGCGCAUCUAGACGAGGAGCAUUAUCUGGUCAACCUGGAG